GAAAAAGAAGAAUUCGUAGGCGCUGAAACAUGAGGAAUGGUGCGAUUAAGAAAGUUGGAAAAGGCAAAGAAGAAAUCUCUGAAAUCUCUUAGUCCUCCUUCAAGACCUCCUCGUGUUGGUGAUAAAUUCUUGACUUUAACACAUCGAAGGACAUACAUUGUGCCGGGAACGACAAAGAUCCGUAUAACGAAUGAUUCUGAAUCCAGUGAUUCAGACGAGACUCCAGAUGAAGACCAAUCAAUUCCAUAUGGUAUAAGAGGUGAUGAUGAUGAUGUUGAUGAAAGCACUCCGGCUGCUGGUGGAGGUAACAAUGAUGAUGAUGAUGGUGAUCAAGACAUGCCUGCUGUUGGAGAAGGUAAUGAUGAUGACGAUGAUGGUAAUGGAGGUAAAGGUGAAAGUGAUUGUCAAGAACUCCGGGUUGUAGCCUGCGGUGGAGAGUUUGAAUAUUGA
Messenger RNA from Papaver somniferum (opium poppy), 450 nucleotides. RefSeq names its product trigger factor-like. The transcript has 3 exons. The record is from RefSeq and is a predicted model, not a curated record. The coding region runs from base 37 to 450 and encodes 137 amino acids. Lineage: Eukaryota; Viridiplantae; Streptophyta; Magnoliopsida; Ranunculales; Papaveraceae.